Oncorhynchus kisutch (coho salmon) is the source of this 2063-nucleotide messenger RNA. RefSeq lists its product as uncharacterized. The transcript has 4 exons. The record is from RefSeq and is a predicted model, not a curated record. The coding region runs from base 1331 to 1951 and encodes 206 amino acids. Lineage: Eukaryota; Metazoa; Chordata; Actinopteri; Salmoniformes; Salmonidae.
AGUUGGUGAGGGAGAUAAAAGUCUCCAACUUCAGCGAUUUUUGCAAUUCGUUCCAGUCACAGGCAGCAGAGAAGAGAAGAUGUAUAGAGACACAUUAGCACACAUUAGUGUGCUAUUGGAGGGCGAGAGUCCCAAAAUGUAAAAAUGCUGCAGCAGUCAACUUCAUUACUGCCCCUUCUGCACAUAUAAGGCUAUGGUCAACAACCACAUCAAAGGUCAUGCUUCAGUGAGGCACAGAGAGUUCACAAUCAUAAGGUGUGGCUUCAGUUGUAGAAAUGUGACACACUCUCAUUGUUAUUGCACGGCAUCAAUAAUUAACAGAGCACAGUUUCUGAAGCACCUGACAUACCAUCAGCAUCCAGUGGCCCCUCAAGAGCACCUAGAGGUCCUUAAACAGUCCCCAGAGGCCCCUCAAGAGAACCCAGAGGCCCUUAGUCCCCAGAGGCUACUCAAGAGCACCCAGAUGUCCCUCAAGAGCACCCAGAGGCCCUUAAAGAGCAACCAGUAGCAUCCACUGCAUUCCAUAUACCUCAGAUACGGCUCCCUAAAUCACCUGGUCCCAACAUACAUGGCAACUCAAGAAAAGUCAUUGUAACUUGUCCACACUGCAAACUGAAGUUAAAUAAGAAAAACUUCAAAACACAUUGACGAAGAAAGUAUACACAUUGCUUUGAAAUGGUGUCCAAGGAAAUAUUUUUGGCAUGUGAGCGCAUUAAUGUGAGGAAUGGUGUGUUUGGAGUCGAAAAUACAUUUCCUGGUCCAGCACCACCCAUACAUGUUGUGAAAAAUACUUGGGGACCCACACAGAAAUUGAGGUGUGAGGUUGACCAAUGUCGUCCCAAUGCUGACUUUGCUUUAAGGUGUAGGAUGCUGCCUUUUGAAUGUCAGCAUAUACAUUCCUUAUUGUACUGCCCACGUACAGGCAACACAACAGUCGACAAUGGUCGAGAAUAAAUGGUUUAGUGAGGAGCGCAAGGCGUCAACGUGAGGCGGAUACUGAGGGUGUGCCCCUGUCUGUCCAGCUGACUGUUGGUGGACCAUCGACAAAAAUUCACAUUUUGGUGUACGAGCCGAAACUGUCUUAUUAUAGUAGGCUUGGAAGGGUUGUGACAGCUUAUGAUAGUAAGCAGAACAGCUGGCAUUGUCCUUGUUCAAAAGCAAGGCAUUCUCGCAUAUACAAAGCAAUUGAUAAAUGGCACCUCUUUGUAACAAAAAGGCAACUGUUUAGGAGGGUGAAAACCACAGAAGAGAGAAACUUUCCACCACAGCACACCACAGAAGUGAAGCGAAAGAGGAGAAUUAUCCACCAAGUGAUAAAGGUGUAGCACGGAUGGUGAACUACCUCAUGACAAAUAAAAAACUACCUGCUGAACUCCCCCAGGCUGUCAAUCAACAGUCAAGAGAUGGAAAGAUAUCGAGUGGCUUUCCGAAGCACCUGAUCCCAAAAGAGGCCAGAUGCAAGGAGUGUGAUUACGUACUCAGUGACCCUCUACUGAUCACUGCAAAAGGGAGGAUUCUGACGACCACAGGUGUAGUUGAAGGCAUAUCAACCUACAGAAGGUCAUGCCUGAACUGUGGCGUGAUCUACAGGUACCAGGAGUUGGAGGAUGGUGUCCACAACUUUGAUGACCACAUAAUCCUGUCUCUGCACUUGUGCCUGAUGAUAAGGAAUGCAUUACAGGAAGCAGAUGUUCUUCUAAGGGACACCCUAGAGGCAGCAAGGUGGUGCGAGCGCCAAACAUUUAAAGGCACUGUUUCCCUCCCUAGUGUAAUUGGGAUGGACGGGGAAGACCGCAUUACAACCCUUAAAGAACUACGGUGUAGAGAGGAUGAAGAGGAAAAUAUUCUCCUCAAGGAACCAUUCAUGUUCCCGUUCCAGUUACAGAGAGAUUAUGAGAAGUUCUGUGUGGAGGCAGUUGACAAAAAGAAAAUGACUGUCUUUACCUCUUGAAGAGCAGGACUGAAGCCAUUUUUGAGUGGUCAAACCUUGUUUUUGUCUGCUGUGUUAAUUGUUUCAGUUGUUAAUUGUGUUAUGUUGUUUAGUAAAGAUGACGUUGAAGUCA